Molecule: messenger RNA, 1452 nt
Organism: Botrytis cinerea B05.10
Lineage: Eukaryota; Fungi; Ascomycota; Leotiomycetes; Helotiales; Sclerotiniaceae
Gene: Bctvp23
Product: Bctvp23
Exons: 4
Coding region: 110-682 (190 amino acids)
Biological process (GO): protein secretion; vesicle-mediated transport
Cellular component (GO): Golgi membrane
Source: RefSeq, a predicted model, not a curated record
GGCCUUACGACGAUUACGAGUAUCUGAGCAUGCCGAUGCAGGUGUUCAUGAUCAACACUUUAACAAAUUCAACUUCUACGCUCUUUUGACAAAACACACCUCUUUCAUCAUGGAACAGAACGAAUCUGUCGGGUCGUUGAGUUGGCGUCUCAGCUCGCAUCCUAUCACUUUGUUGUGUUUCCUAGGAUUUCGCAUUUCGAGUCUUUUGGUAUACCUCUUUGGAAUGCUCUUCAUCAAAAACUUUGUCAUGAUCUUUAUAAUAACCAUCCUGCUCCUCGCUGCCGAUUUUUACUACCUGAAGAAUAUCGCCGGUCGUCGCCUCGUCGGAUUGCGUUGGUGGAAUGAAGUAGAUCCUGCAUCUGGUGAUUCUCAUUGGGUCUUUGAGUCCUCGGAUCCAAAUACCAAAAUCAUAAACCCUACGGAUAGCAGAUUCUUCUGGCUUGCACUUUACUCGCAGCCGUUGUUAUGGGUUGGAUUAGCCUUUGUGGCUAUUUUUAGGUUCGAGUUUAUUUGGUUGACGUUGAUCGUGAUUGCAUUGAGUUUGACCGUUACAAAUACUUUGGCGUUCUCGAGAUGCGACAAGUUUGGACAAGCAUCGAAUCUGGCGGGCAGUGCUAUGUAUUCCUCAGGAAUUGCUGGAAAUAUUGCAAGCGCUACUAUUGGAAGAUUCUUUUCGAGAUGAAUAUUCGAGAUAAGCUAAGGGGGACACGAGAGAUUCCCCAGAGGUGUUGUGGCAAGACAUGUUGGAGCGCAAGGUUUAUGAUAUCAGAAUGAAUGAAGCCUGAGAACCUUGGUCCGUUUUUUUUUUGACACGACGGGGUUUGCCACGCGGUGCCUGGAGUCAAUAUUGUUAUACAAGUGUUGUUCGGUGGGAAUGUUGCAAGGGCGGCGUUCAAACAUAGAGGCGUUGGUAUCUGAAGGGCUUUCUUGUUCGAGGUGAACAAGAGCUGAAUUAUCACUAGCAAAUGCUCGUCCCAAAUGACUUUCCAUCAUAAGUAACACUUGCUCUUUUCUAAGUGAUUCUGAUGCGACGCCGGUGUUAGUAAGAGAUGGAAGAGUUGAACGUGAGAAGCUGAUGAGACGUUACUCGGAAUAUGCACUCCAAUAUAAGUACGGCAAAUCAAAUGUUUAAACUAUUUUGAAUCAAUUAGCGCGUCUCUAGUAUAUUGACCAUGCCCCCUUUUCUUUUUUUGACUAGACUCCUAACAAGCGUUCAGCCACAGUAUUUAGCGAUCACACAUUAUCCAUACGUCUUAAAUAAGACCCAUUUUCAGAUGUCAAUUUGUGCCGUCUUACUCCACCAUUCGAUUUACAUUUGUCACUCGAUAUUGCUCCAGACGUUGCAUUUUCAUUGUAUAAACUAAUCCUCGAGGCACAACCAGUCAUUUAGUCCUGGAUUUUCCUACCAUCGCAUGGCCUAUUGAGAUGCGUAAUUUAACCAUAUUUCCGUCA